AUGGAUAAUUAAUACAAUCCAUUUUACAACAAUUCUUUGGAAGCAAAUCGGAAGACUAAUUUCUAAGCAUCAAAUGGAAAAAGAGUGGUUUAAGAGUAAAAGGAAUAGGGAAAAAUUUAGAUAAUGAUUAUGUAGAUAUUACUUAAUAAAUUGGAUAUGAAAGAAAAUUAUUAAAUUAAAAGCCAGUACCUGUUUAUAAAUAAAGAGAUGAUCGAUAAUAAAAGGUCUGCUUCUGAGAGAAAGGAAAUAAUUAGAAAUAUUGAAAAUGAAGCCAAUAAAAAUUCAGAUGGUAGAUUUUUUUCUAAAGUUUUUUAGUAGCGUGAUAAUAAAGAGUAAUAGAAAUAGCAAGAGAAAUAAGCAUAAAUUGAAGAAAUAUAAAAAAAAAUUGAUGAAGGAAUGAAUUAAAAUUCAGUAAUGAAAGAUGAGGAUAAGAAAUAAAUUAUAAAAACAGUCAAAAAUAGACAUUUAUUGUAAUAAUAUGAUGAAUCAAAAAUGACUUUUAAUGAUUGAUAAAUAGUAAAACUAAUCUAACAAAUAAUAAUAUAGCACCAAAUUAUUUAAAAGAGAAUUUAAAGUAAGUUGAUGAUAAAUUUGAAUAAGAUUUAAAAAAUAAAACAAAUCCUCGCACACACCUUUAACUAAGUUAUAAUCUUAAAGAACCUUGUAAGACUAAAAUGCUAUAAAUAUUACUUAUAAUCACCCAAACACUUCUGGAAAUGCAUAAAAUAAUAGAUCUUUCAGAAAUAACUCCUAACAUAAUCAUUAUGAAUAAAAUAAUUAGUAAUGAUAAAUGCAGUUUGAAUAACAGUAAAUGUAAUAAUAAUAUCUCUUGUAACAAUAAUAUUUCUCUUAAUAAUAAUAGUAGCUUUAAUAUUUUUAAUAACCUUAAUACAGAUAAUUUGAAUAAAAACCUAUAAUUCCUUAAUUAAUGGAGAAAUUUAAAGAGAAUUCGAAGAGUUGAAGAUCAUAAACAGAAUAAAAAGUAAAGAAUAAGAGGAAGGGAUAGAUAAAUUAAGAGAAUAAAAUGAGACGCAAUCUUAAAUUU
This is a messenger RNA of Paramecium sonneborni, 1045 nucleotides long. The record is from the annotation of a GenBank genome assembly. Lineage: Eukaryota; Ciliophora; Oligohymenophorea; Peniculida; Parameciidae.